This is a messenger RNA of Tilletiaria anomala UBC 951, 3468 nucleotides long. RefSeq lists its product as uncharacterized. The record is from RefSeq and is a predicted model, not a curated record. Bases 1 to 3468 code for a protein of 1155 amino acids. NCBI's taxonomy places the organism in Eukaryota, Fungi, Basidiomycota, Exobasidiomycetes, Georgefischeriales, Tilletiariaceae. The transcript has 3 exons.
AUGUCGAAAUCCAUUGUGCCCACACCUACCCGAUCCACCUUUGGACGGCAAGGAAUCAGCAGCGCUGCUGGAUCGACAACACCGAUAUCGUUGAGCUUUGGCAAGCAUGUCAACUCUCCGCGCGUGGGCCCCAUCGCCCACCGAAGCCAGUACUAUGCGCACCACGAUCGGCGUCUUGGUGGUGCCGCCAGUCCAGAAGCCUGUAAGGCACCCAGCGCAUCGGUCCAAGGCGAAGGAGCACCGUCAGUGGCGACCGACUCGGACGAGGAGCCUGAUCCGCCCUUCAUGUUUGCCAAUAAGAAAACACAUCCAAGCAAAGCGUUAGGUUUGAAAAAGUAUGGCCGCGUGAAUGGCUUUGCUGGAACUGGCUCCCAAACAUUCAGCCCCAGUAAGACAUCGUACAACGCUGCUGGCGGCAUACUCGAUACACCCAUUUCGGCUUCGAGCUUCACGGCACCCUCCCGCUCACAUGCCCAACAGCUGAGCGCUCUUGCCGGACAAGAUGGUCAUUGCAUGCAGCAAGAUUCUGGCCGCCCGUCGUAUGUCCCAUCGUACCUUCAAGAGCGUAAGGCCUCGGUUCGUAAAGCGCGGUACGAAGAAGAAGCAAAAGAAAUGGAGAUGGCUGAAAACGAUGGCGUCAAUUCCAUCUCGGACACUACGACCGAUGCGGAUGGGAUGAAUCUCGACUCGGACUUUGAACCGCAAGACCAUGAUGGGGAAGAGACCGAGGACGAGAACAAGGGCGAGGAGGAGGAGAGGGCUGUGCCGAGCAAGUGGAAGCCUCGCAGGACUCCAAACUCGGCCAUCGUCGUCGACUCGGACGACUCGUCCGACUUAACCGAUCUCGAGCUCGACAUGCCACGGACGACGCUGCCCCGAGUGCGACAGAGCCAAGGGCAGGUCAAGAAGCUGCGUCGUGAGGCUGCUGCAGCCAGGAAGGCGCAGAAGAGUCACCAAGCCUCGCAUGCCGGCGCAGAUAACAUGAGAGCUAAGGUGAACACAACAGCGCAGUCCAUCUCUGCAGCGCUCAUCGGGCAUGCAGAAGAGCACUCGCCAGUCGUUCGUGGUCGCUCAGCGUCGAGCCAAAGUGAGCCACAAGCACAGUGGAAGCAGCAGCAGCACCGCUCAUUACUACUCGAAGAGCAAGAAACCUUCGAUUCGUCUUCGGAGCCGACUUUCACUGACUUCUUUGCCGACUCCACCGAUGAAGACGAUGACGAGGCGAAGGCUACUGGGACAGAGGACGCUGUGGGCGCCAAAGAGAACGUAGUGAAACUGGAGUUGGAUGACGAGGCCAUCCAAGCGUUCCUCCGUGAUGCACUCCUCCCCGCCGACUCCUCUUCGGGCGAAGAGGAGGAUGAGGAAGAGGAGCUCACGGAAGAAAUAGUAGGGGGAGAGGGCGUCAUGAGUAGCGCUGCCAUGAUUCAUGGCUCGGGAGGCGCACCGCAGCUGCAAGCACAAGAUCGUGUACUGCCGCAGCUGUCGGUCGCACCGACCACGCAUCUCGACUCCGUCCCAAUCCUCGUCAUCGAGGAGACGGACGGUCGCUUGAUCCGUGCACGCGCUACCGGCGGCGACGCAGUCUUUGGCUCCGACGGCGAGUUUGAGUAUGUCGGCGGCGAAGACACGGAGAGCGACAGCGACGACUAUGGACACAGUGACGCUGUCGCUGAGGAUGAGGGCAUGGACAGCGACGAAGAUGCAUACAUGGACGGCGCGGGCAACCCGCUAUUCAUGGACGCCGACGAGGCUGCUAAAGCCGGGCUCCUGGACGACAGUGAUGAUGAUGGUGAUGAUGAUGAUGACAAGGUGCAGCAAAGCGAUUUUGCUGCUUCUCGCCGUGGCGCUCAAAGCAGUCGACACGUCGGUAAGAACCGCAUGCACGCCCAGUCGACGCGCCACUCUCGGCAUUACCCUACCCCGCACAUCAUCACCGACUCGUCCUCAGUAGCCGCGUCAUCGGACGGAGAGACGACGGACGACCUGGGCGAGUACGACAUGCCGUUUCCGCGCCUGCUCGUCGGUAGCGUCGCACCCAAGGGGGGUAGAGCGGCCAAGCGGGCGAGAAGAAUGGCACGCGAGAGCCGGAAGCGCAACAAGAAGGCGCUCCGCGCUGCGAGGCAGAUCGCCAUCGUCAACCAAGCCAAUGCUGGCUCUGCUUUUGGCGCGGGUGGCACUGGGGUGGGUCUCGACGUUAGUCUCGUGCAAGGCUUCAUGCUGCCGCCCAUGUUUGUAAUUGGCGGGUUGCCUGCUACGUCAGACCUCAUCAACCCUGCCGCUGCGGCUGCUGGAGACGCUGCGCCGUGGGCGACGCCGCUGUCCCCGUCGACCGCCGGCCUGUCCACACCAAUUUUGCAGUCCGACUUGCCGCUCCCGAACGUCAUAUCUGCCGCAUCAUCCAGCAUGACGCCGCCUCCGCUUGCGCCUGCCUCCACAUCUGCGUCUGAAGCGACGGGCGACCAGCAGGAGCAGCAGCCCAUCGCUCGCACGCCGAGUGCGCCAGCUACUGCUGCUAUUACCGUUGCUGCCUGUGUGGGGCCACGCAUGGGUACAUUUACGGCGUCUGCCAAGUCACGCAGACGCGCUCUGAUCGAUGGGUCCGCCGGUGUGCCUUCACCUUUCGCCAUGUCAACCGCUCCGCGUAGCAGAGGUGCGCGACGCAGUGAAUCGUCGCCGAAUGCUCUCAGGUCAAUGAUUAAAGCCGAGAGCAGGCAUCAGCGUCAAGAUCUCUUGUCGCCGCUAGCGCGAAGGACAAAGGCGAAGAACAAAGGCAAGAAGGUAGCACAGGACUUACGCAGGCGCUCCUACCGGAUCAAAGAGAUCGACCUGCACGAUUUAGUACACCAGGACGCCUGGCGGGACAACCUCUCCAUCGAGCAGCGCCAGCUGUCACCAUACUUGCGCCCCAAGCUGCCAACGCAGGUAAUUGUGACUGGAAGCAAGACACCGCGCUUUGUUGCUGAGUACGGCUUCAAGCGAGGCGCCAACCAGUUCCCUGCUUCGCCGGCGACCGCAGCGACACCGUACAAGAAUCAUCAAAACCAUCACCACCAUCACGCUGCGUUACCGCAUCGCUCUGCUCGGCACAGGUCGUCAUCUCGAAGUACGCAUCGAAGGCAAAGCCGUACAGAACUCUCGCCCUCCCUACCGCUAUUGCACAUAUCCGAGGUGGACGAUCGAAGCAACGCCAACCACAUUGGUCAGAGAGCCAGUACAAGCGGUAGUACAGGCGGACACACGAUCGGCGCAACCUCGACGCCCGUCAUGCGUACAACAGGCAGCGGCGGUAAUGCGCGACUACGGAACGAGGGGCACGCUUCGCACGAAGCCAACAUGCAGCAACCCUACGCACUUUGCCCACCCUCGAGCGAAUGCGACAACGCUCUGAUGCAAUUUUCUCCUCUCUUUGGUGGUAUCGUCCCCGCCUUGAAUAUGAAUAGCGAUGAUUUGGACUCGUUCACUUUGUAA